GGUAUGAAGCAAAACAAUAACAAUCUGUUUCAGUCUUAGACGAAAUGGUUCGAGUCUCGCUUGUAGCUGUGACUCUUAUAAAUGUAUUUUUCUCAGCUAUUUGUUAUGUAUCAGCGAAACCAAGUUAUAAGGGACCAGAAUUAUCAGAAAUAUCAGAAGAUGAAACAUUAGCAUUGAUCAUCGGCAUCGAUGACCAUGAUGUUCAAAAGUCAGAAGAUGAUGCACCUGAUGUGGAGGAAGAAGAGGACAAAGCAAUCGAAUUGCUUAAACUUCUUCUAAAGGGUCAAAAUUAUCAGCGUGAUGAGAAAUCGGCGGAAAAAGCCGAAGUUGAAGAUGUCACAGCUGAACUGAAGGCUAAGGCUCUCAGGCAAGGGUGUUAUCAAGCCGCGCAGUGUCAUGACACAUGCCAGACGAAGAAGAAAAAGAAGGAAAAGCAUUCUUGUAAAAAUGUGUGCCAACAGAUUAUGGAUAUGUGCACAACCACCACUAAGGACCCGUGUGCGAAAGAUGAUCCUUGUGGGGGGACGAAGUGGGGGAAAACUAUGCCUCCCAAAUGGAGAUUGCUCCUAAGGGCCAUCCAACAACAAAACCAGUAAAGUCUUGAUAGGUCUUUCGAUGAAUUCGUAAUAAAUUGAUUUUUUUUUAAAUUAUAUAAUUGUUGAAAAAAUUAUUUGUAUUAAUGUUUAGUUUCUUGGAAAAAAUAUUUUUUCAUAAUCAUAACAUUUACUUAACCGACUUUUAGAAAGUUGAAGUGAUUUUGUCGCGAUAUAUUGUUAUUAUUUUUUGGAGCACGUUGAUGUAAUAAAACAGCCAUCGUUGAAGUCCAUUCAAAAACGAAUAAAAUAAAUAGGUACAUCAUUU
This is a messenger RNA of Plodia interpunctella (Indianmeal moth), 861 nucleotides long. RefSeq lists its product as uncharacterized. Bases 45 to 596 code for a protein of 183 amino acids. The transcript is spliced from 3 exons. NCBI's taxonomy places the organism in Eukaryota, Metazoa, Arthropoda, Insecta, Lepidoptera, Pyralidae. The record is from RefSeq and is a predicted model, not a curated record.